GGGGCCAGGAGUGCGGCUUGCAGUGUGUAGGAACGGUGAGUGACGCUGCCUGCCCGCAGGGCCGAAAUAAAGGUUGUGAGGGGCCGCGUUGAAGAAUGUGUGGGCGAACAUCCUGCCAUUUACCUAGAGAUGUUCUCACAAGAGCAUGUGCCUAUCAGGAUCGUCAGGGCCAACAGCGGCUUCCAGAGUGGAGACAUCCUGACAAGUACUGCCCCUCUUACAACAACAGUCCUCAAUCAAAUAGCCCAGUGCUGCUGUCUCGAAUGCACUUUGAGAAGAGUGCAGACUCAUCUGAGCGUGUCAUUGCUCCCAUGCGAUGGGGCUUGGUCCCAUCUUGGUUCAAAGAAGGUGAUCCUUCCAAACUGCAAUUCAACACUAGCAACUGCCGUAGUGAUACUAUAAUGGAGAAACCGUCCUUCAAGGUGCCUCUAGGAAAAGGGAGACGCUGUGUUGUUUUAGCAGAUGGAUUCUAUGAGUGGCAGCGGUGUCAGAGAACAAGCCAGAGACAGCCAUACUUUAUCUACUUCCCCCAAAUAAAGACAGAAAAGUCUGGCAGCAUUGGUGCUGCAUACAGUCCUGAGGACUGGGAGAAAGUCUGGGACAACUGGAGGCCGCUAACAAUGGCUGGGAUCUUUGACUGCUGGGAGCCACCAGAGGGAGGAGACUGCCUGUAUUCCUACACUAUCAUCACAGUGGAUUCCUGCAAAGGCUUGAAUGACAUUCACCAUAGGAUGCCUGCCAUAUUAGAUGGAGAGGAAGCAGUUUCUAAAUGGCUUGACUUUGGUAAAAUCUCAACUCAAGAAGCUCUGAAGUUAAUCCACCCCACAGAGAACGUCAUCUUCCAUCCUGUCUCCCAUGUGGUGAACAACUCCCGAAACAACACUCCUGAGUGUCUGAUCCCUGUGGACUUACUGAUCAAAAAGGCUGCCACUCAAUCCACUGAACCAUACCAGCCAGGGCCAACUGCAUUAUUUUUGAUGUCUCUUCUCUGUACCUCUGCUUUCCCAACCACAAGAAGAAGUUCCAAUCCUUGUUCUGCUUCAGGACAAUUUGAGAACAUUUCUGCCAAAAACUUUAACUUCUUAGAAUCGGAGCUGAAGGCAAGUGGCAGCAGCCAGAAGAUGUUGCAGUGGCUGGCCACAAAGUCACCCAAAAAGGAAAACCCCGAAACAUCCCAAAAGGCAGAGUCAGAUGUGCCCCAAUGGUCCAGCCAGUUCCUGCAGAAGAGCCCAUUCCCCACCAAGAGAGGUAGUGCUAAACUCCUGGAACAAUGGCUGAAGAAGGAGAAAGAGGAGGAGCCAGUGGCCAAGAGGCCUCACAGCCAGUAAUGCAGGGCUUUGAGAGCCCAAGGUCAUGGUUUGCUGCACUGAAGACUAUUGCUCAUGACAGAUUCUUGCAUUGAGUGUAUGAAUUUGCUUUGGGAGGAGGUAGCCCGGUGCUAAUUAACAGCUGUGGGUUUAUUGGGGAGUGGCUAUCCUGUCUGUGACCAAGAACCCACAAUGGGGCAGCCUAGGAAGGGGAGGGUCCACCUCCAUCAACUCAUAGGGGUUCAUUAUGCCUGCAUUCUUCUUUUGGUAGGACUGAUUGGAGCCUUCCCUCAAAGCCUGACCCUGCCAGCAGUUCUUAGCACCAACCUUACCUGGUACUGCUAGUAAAAGGCCACUUUCUACUCAACCUUUGGACUCUUUCUGUCUUUUGGAAUUGAGUUCUUAAUACGUAUUUUUUUCUGAUUAAAUUAUAUUUGAUAAACGUCUAUAUUUCAGAAAAUGCUAUUCGUGGGGAUAGUUUUGGAUCUUACUAUUUUGGGCUUUCUGUGGACAAAACUGCUUUUUUGGAAACAAUAAAAAAGACUAGGUGCAGGGUUCUUCAUUGAGUCUCUUUUCUCUAAAUUUUGGAAGUUGUCUGAAUCCUGUAGCUUAAAACCUACUUGAAUGCCUGCCUGCCAAACACAGGGGACUGGGGGUAGAAUGGGGUACAGAGGUCAAGACCCUGUCCUAACACAGGGAGCUAGAGUCUGGGUGAGGAGAAAUCCCAAAGUCAUAGCCCUCCAAGCCCUAUGCAGAUCCCCAGCCUCUGGGUAGAGCAGGGCACAGAGGAUGACUUGGUCUUGUGGUACAGGUGGGAGUUGGCCAUCUGUCUGUACCAGCCUGGUCAGAGACUCUAUAAUUUGUUCUGUAAGCUACUCCUCGGCACUGAAUCACUUUAUCAUUAGCUAGUUAGUUAUUUGGGGUAGUUAUCUAUUGUCCCUCUGUCACCCAGAUCAUUAAUUCCAUGAAAGCAGAGACCGCUUUUUCAGUUUUGUUUUCUCGGUGUUAACUGUAGGUGUGCAAAUAUUUGUUAAAUGAAUGUGAGCAGUUAUUACAUGUCCUGCCCUCUUGUAGGCAAGGAGCCACAGGCAUUAACUAGAUGCCACACCUGGCAAUUAAGCACACAUGUGAGUGCACAUGUGUGUGCCCCCCAAUCAGGCUGUGUUUUGCCAGGAGAGAGCCUUCCUGGGUGAUUAGCUUUUAACUGUUUGGAACAUUCAGGCCCUGCAGAAUGCUGUCCUGUGCUGCUGUGUGGAAGCAGGCUCUGAGCCAAGUGGAGGGCAGGCUGCACCACCACCACCACCAGAUCUCUGGAGGGGCUCUGGCUGAAGCCCUUUGCAAAUCAGGGGUCAAUGUCUUCACUAAUCAGAGGGCAGUUCCAGUACCUCUUGGCAGAGGUGAGAGGAGGGAGGUAUCUGGCUCCAACACUUGCAGUGACUUCCACCUACUGUGCCUUGUCUCUAAAUUUAUCUUUAGAUCACCAUUCCAGGUGAGGAGGUGAGAUCACCCUGGUGGUGGUUUGUACUCAAGAACCUUUCACUGAAGGUCAGGGGUGCUUUGCUUUGUAGCCUCCGGUUUUGUUUGAGCUGAUUUGCUGAUUUGGUGGUAUUACUGAGAGACUUUAAAAAUACAUAUAACUUACCAGAAGGUUGACUGUUAGGACUUUUGUCAUAUUUGCUUCAGGUUUAGUAAACAACAGAUAUGAGAUUCCCUUUAUUUUUCAUUACUAUUUUCCCAUUGUCAGGGUUGUAAGUCAGUUUGGCAGGGUCUUUUCAUUUUAAUUAGAAGGAAUAGAAUGUUCUCAGCAGUGUGUUCUUUUCAUUUAAAUUUUUAUACUUUCACAUAAAUGUGAUGUUAAAAGCAUAUUCUUAUAUCUGAGAACAUGUUUUGUGAUUUUAGGUUUACAUAAAUGGUAUCUUGGACAUUUCA
Molecule: messenger RNA, 3236 nt
Organism: Artibeus jamaicensis (Jamaican fruit-eating bat)
Lineage: Eukaryota; Metazoa; Chordata; Mammalia; Chiroptera; Phyllostomidae
Gene: HMCES
Product: 5-hydroxymethylcytosine binding, ES cell specific
Exons: 8
Coding region: 96-1328 (410 amino acids)
Biological process (GO): DNA damage response
Molecular function (GO): single-stranded DNA binding
Source: RefSeq, a predicted model, not a curated record